CUGCCCCCGUCAAAGACACAGCUGUAAUAUUUUAUGUAUGUCCUCAAUAAGUAACACUACUGGACUUCAGGCUGUGUAGAUGAUAACAUUAAUGGACUGCAAACUCUUAACGAUGCACUUUUCAUGUGGUUAACCAUGACCAUUUAGCGAAGUUUUGUAACGAAGUCUUAAUUUGAUUAGUACAAACAUGGCAAACUGAACCAUUCCAUUCAUCUAGAGUUCAAAGGAUCCUGGUAUUAAAGCAACGAACUAAUUUUGAAGAUGUCGCUUGUGGAGUCAGAGGAGACUACUCCAUUGCUGAAAGGUUACGUAGACAAUGAAGAAGAUGCAUACAAAAGCAGGUGGAGGUCGAUUAGAGUCAUGUACUUCACUAUGUUCCUCAGUAGUGUUGGUUUCACUAUUGUCAUCACAUCAAUAUGGCCCUAUCUGCACAAGAUAGAUGACAGCGCAAAUGCCAGUUUCUUGGGCUGGGUAGUGGCUGCUUAUAGUUUGGGACAAAUGGUUGCCUCACCACUCUUUGGGCUCUGGUCCAAUCACAGACCUCGACGAGAACCCCUGGUCUGUUCCAUCUUCAUCAAUGUAGUGGCCAACAUCUACUACUCUUAUGUUUACCUUCCACCCUCUCAAAACAAAUACCACAUGCUCAUGGCUCGGGCAUUGGUUGGCUUUGGAGCAGGUAAUGUAGCAGUCGUCAGGUCAUAUGUAGCAGGUGCCACCUCCCUGAAAGAGAGAACAGGUGCCAUGGCUAAUAUGAGCGCCUGUCAAGCCCUUGGCUUCAUUCUGGGACCAGCUCUGCAGGCAGCGUUGUCAGUGAUCGGAGAGAAAGGCUACAAUGUAAAAAUCAUCUGGCUCCAAUUUAACAUGUAUACUGCCCCUGCUCUGCUGGCCGCCUGCUUUGGACUCAUUAACAUUCUGUUGGUCAUUCUGGUGUUGAGGGAGCACCAGGUGGAUGAUGAUGGGAAGCAGAUUCGAGCCAUAAACUAUGUUUCUGAAGGUAAACGAGUGACUGUGAUCCCUGAAGUCGAAGGUGAUAUUGAUCAGUUUGCUGUGCUUAUCUCCAACAUCCUCUUUUUCGUCAUUCUCUUCAUUUUUGCUGUAUUUGAAACAAUAGCCACCCCAUUAACCAUGGACAUGUUUGCGUGGACUAGAGAACAGGCUGUUUUGUACAAUGGCAUUAUUCUGGCUGCUAUUGGCUUUGAGUCCAUCUUGGUCUUCCUUGCAGUGAAGAUAGUUUCUGCAAAGGUUGGGGAUCGUCCGGUUCUUCUGGGCGGCUUGGUCAUUGUGUUCUGCGGUUUCUUUAUGCUCCUGCCAUGGGGGAAUCACUAUCCUACGAUACAAUGGGCAGACCUCCAGAACAAAACCACAGUAGAGUUAUCACUGGCAUACACGCCCAGCGCUAACUCUUCAGUGGAGCCCACAGGCUGCCCGUCUGCCCAGACCUGGUGCCAGUUCACACCUGCCAUCCACAUUGCACAGUACAUUACCUCUGACAUCCUCAUAGGAGUGGGCUACCCAGCAUGCAACGUUAUGUCCUACACUCUCUACUCCAAGAUCCUGGGACCCAAGCCUCAGGGUGUGUAUAUGGGGUGGCUGACUGCGUCGGGUAGUGGUGCGAGGACAUUGGGGCCAGUGUUUGUCUCUCAGGUCUACACCUUGCUGGGGCCACGCUGGGCCUUCAGUCUCAUCUGCGGUAUCGUUUUAGUCGCCAUUGUGCUCUUGGGCGCCAUGUAUCACAGACUCAUCGCAUUCUCUGUGAGACACGGGAGGAUUCAGGAGGAAACGGGGUGACUGACAAGCGGAAUAACAAAUGACAGGAGAAGAUAUUCAGUUGUCACUGGGCAGCAAAUGACAGGACACCGCUUCGGGCUUGUAGAUUAAUCUGUGAUGGCUGGGAUUGAACCAUUAGAUUGGAUUUUACUGUGAAGCAGCAUGUGACUGCACAAACAAGACAGCAGCUGUGUGUCUAUCCCAGAUUGCUUCACCUAGUUAGACACACAUUCCCUUUCUUGACUAACGAAGUCUCCCUUCUGAAUCUACAGGUUAUUUUGGAGAGCAAGAUUAUACGAAAUCCUGGACUCUACUGAUCUGAGAUCUGUCAUAUGAUCGUAACAAUCUUAGUUUAAAGACAUACUAGUAUUUAUUACAUAUUUCAAAGAUAUAGCUGUUAAAAUUUGGAACUUGUAUUUUAAAGAGCAUUUAUUCCAGGAGUUUAUAAUCUAAAAACAACUGGAUGGGCCCAUACUAUUUGUGCUGAGAUGGUGUUUUCAUGAUGGCUGAUAGUUCAGAUAAGAGGAGGGAAGGAAAGAGAGGAGCUGUUGAAGAGCAAUAAGAGGCUGUUAUCCAGCUGCACUGAUCUGAAUAAUGCUAUUAAUCACCUAUAACGUUUGACACUAGUUUUCUCGAAUUAAGAGUGUGUUCUGAAACUAAAGCUGAACUAAACAAGCAGAAGCUCAUUUGCUUCUCAGAUGUAACUCGUUGCAUGGAUGUGGCUUUGAUACAUUCCUGACCAAGAGAGGAGUGGCUGUGUGUGUGUGUAAAGCCCAGUGAGUUUCGUCUGUUUUUCUGGGAAAAGUGAGCUUUUUAGUUACUAAUAACUCACUAAUAAUUUUUAAAGUCUUCCUUUUUUAGUAUUCACUGACAAAUCUCCUGUGUUUGUACAUAGUUGAAUGUAUCAGUUUUAAUUACUGUGUAUGAAUGUAUGAACCGGUGGGAUUGUACAAUAUUCAGUUGCAGAUGAUUCAUGUGAUUGGUAUUGUCUUUUUGCUAUUUAUUGAUAACACUUGUAAACCAGAAUUUUGUCUCUUACUAAUGUGUCAUAAGACUAAGCUUCCCAAAAGUCAGUGGAGACUGUUUAUCAUUCAGGAUUGUUUGACAUCUUUGACGUGUCAACUGUCAAAAAGCUAUUGAACCCAAUGUCACUAUCUGUACUGAUUUAUUGUCACAGCAAAUAUAUGUUCAUUAAAGGAACUAAGAGGUGUUUUUACACUUU
This is a messenger RNA of Chanos chanos (milkfish), 2989 nucleotides long. It is a transcript of the gene mfsd8, whose product is annotated as major facilitator superfamily domain containing 8. Lineage: Eukaryota; Metazoa; Chordata; Actinopteri; Gonorynchiformes; Chanidae. The transcript has 12 exons. Gene Ontology annotation, molecular function: transmembrane transporter activity. The coding region runs from base 262 to 1788 and encodes 508 amino acids. The record is from RefSeq and is a predicted model, not a curated record. Gene Ontology annotation, cellular component: lysosomal membrane. Gene Ontology annotation, biological process: transmembrane transport.